CCCAAAUAAAACUAAAAAUUAUGCGAUUGCUGUUUUUGCCACCAAACGUUCCUGAUCUCAACUAAUGGCCCGGAUCUCCUCUCAUGCUACCAGACGAAUCGCAUACAUCUAUAGCGAGGAGUAUGCUGAACUUGCCUCGCGUUUGCCAUCGAACGUCGGCCGGUCCAAGAAAAUCCAUGCUCUGGUCGACGCGUAUGGGCUGCUGCGAGCUGCUGAUUUAACUAUCAUAUCGCCACGUCAGGCAACCAUCAGAGAACUUUGUCGGUAUCAUUCUCGCGACUACAUUGAAUUUCUGAGAGGAGCUGAGGAUGGCGAGUCAUCGAGUGGGGAUGAUGAUAAUGUCAUAAACGAUGAUGACCAUGCAGACAGCAAGGAAGAUCAAUUGGAAAAAUACGGCUUACGAUAUGACUGCACUGUGUUUGAGGGGAUCGCGAAGUAUGCGGAAAUGGUCGGUGGAUCGUCGAUCGAAGCGGCCAUGCUACUCAACGACGAUGCCUUUGACGUUGUUAUUCACUGGGACGGAGGAAGACACCAUGCUAAGAAAGACAUGGCAGCUGGGUUUUGUAUUGUGAACGAUAUUGUCCUGAGCAUCAUGGAGCUGCAAAAGAUCCAUAAAAAAGUCAUAUAUAUUGACCUUGAUGUCCAUCACGGCGAUGGUGUCGAAAACGCUUUCCAGUUCACGGAUCGAGUGUUGACAGUAUCACUUCAUCACUUUGCUGAUGGUUUUUACCCAGGAACAGGAAGCGGUACUGCCACAUCCAUGAAAACAAAAGCUGUUGUCAAUGUCCCGUUGAAGUCUGGACUGUCGACGAGUACUUUGGUACGGAUCUUUGACGAGGCGAUUGAGCCGCUCUAUUCUACCUACAUUCCAGACGCUGUUGUGCUGCAGUGCGGCGUAGACGGUAUGACUGGCGAUCCGCUCGGGAAGUGGAACUUGAGCAUGAAGGGCUAUGGCGAAUGUCUGAAGAGGGUUCUGACCUGGAAAAAACCAUUGAUGAUACUUGGUGGCGGCGGGUACAAGACCACGUCGGCGGCAAGGUGCUAUGCGUACUUGACAAGCCUUGUGCUAGGAAAAGAGAUACCUGAGGAGAUACCCGAGCAUGAAUAUUUCGAAGACUUUAAGCCGGAUUUUAUGCUGCAUAUCGAUGCAGGCAUGCAGGCGGAUGAAAAUACAGAUGCGUAUGUGGACGACAUCCGAAAAUUGGUUGCCAAACAAUCCCAGGCACUGCAGAUAUGAGUAUCGUGCAAAACAUACAAUAAAUAAACAUCACAACUCAAC
This is a messenger RNA of Gamsiella multidivaricata, 1279 nucleotides long. RefSeq lists its product as uncharacterized. NCBI's taxonomy places the organism in Eukaryota, Fungi, Mortierellomycota, Mortierellomycetes, Mortierellales, Mortierellaceae. Bases 65 to 1237 code for a protein of 390 amino acids. Gene Ontology annotation, molecular function: histone deacetylase activity. The record is from RefSeq and is a predicted model, not a curated record. The transcript is spliced from 6 exons.